CGCUACUAUCCACACUUCCCCAGCUCGCGGGAAAAAGCCAAAGCAGCAGCCAAAGAACCCACCUUUUUAGAAAUCGGAACAGGAGAGAGGGGAAGGGAGACGCCGAAGAAGCCGCGAGACUGAUGGCCGGCGUCCAAAUCCGGUAGCCGGGCGCUUGCCCCUUCGAUUUCAUCUCCCCCUCGUGGAGCCUGCCGAUGAGAGGAAAUCUCCAGGGAGAUUUGGCAGGAUGAAUGGGUAAAUAAAUUGGAUUUUGCCCGGUUAAUGCCUUCCAAGAUUGCUCCUUUGCUGCGGGGUUGCGGUUCGGGCAUGGGGACCAAGGGCGCGGCGGCACCGGGGGGCGGGGCCAUGGCGACGCCCGUUGCUAUAAUUUCUUGCCCCGUUUCGCCAAAUCCCUCGGGUUGUUGCCUCCUAACCCCGCAAUCCCUCGCCGGUUGGUGAUCAAUCCGGCUCCUGAUUUGGAGUUUCUUCUUGGGACCCAGGGUGGGCGUUCCAUGCCCGGUUCGCUCGUGCAUUAAUACUAGCCGCUUCUUGGAUAGGAGUAGCUCUCUCUUCUCUUCUCUUCUCGUCUUGCUCUUGAGCCUUGCCCUUGCCCCUCUUCUCUUUGGCUUUUCUUCUUGCGGUUGUGUGUUAUGAUAAGAGCUCUCCGGCGAGGGGGCGUCUCGAGGAAUUCGCGGCGUUGAUUGAGAUGGCUUGCUUCGGGUGCUUCUUGCCGGAGGUGGACGACGACCUCAAGCCAUCCAAGCCCAAUUACCACUCUUCAGACGAAUCAUCAGCAGGCGCCGAUGCGAGGAGAAAGGUCGCGCCUUUGGCGCCGGAUGGGGGGAACGGCUACGCGCACAGCUUCACCUUUAAGGAUCUGUCCGUGGCGACAGGCUACUUCAACGAGGCAAAUUUCAUCGGCGAGGGUGGCUUCGGGAAGGUGUACAAGGGCAAGAUCAAUGGGCAGAUGGUGGCAGUGAAGCAGCUCACUCAGGACGGUGUACAGGGGAGGAACGAAUUCUUGGUGGAGGUGCUGAUGUUGACCGUGCUCAACCAUCCUCAUCUCGUCAGUUUGGUCGGCUUCUGCGCGCAGGGUGACGAGAGGCUGCUGGUGUAUGAGUACAUGCCAUUCGGCAGCUUGGAGAGCCAUCUCUUCGAUGUUCCUGUUGGCAAGCAGCCACUCGACUGGAAUACCCGCAUGAGGAUAGCUGUUGGAGUGGCAGAAGGGCUUUCGUAUUUGCACAAUGUGGCUGAUCCUCCUAUAAUUUACCGUGACAUGAAAGCUGCUAACAUUCUGUUGGAUGAGGACUACAAACCAAAGCUCUCUGAUUUUGGACUAGCAAAAGUUGGACCAGUUGGUGACAGAACUCAUGUCUCCACCAGGGUCAUGGGCACUUAUGGCUACUGUGCCCCUGACUAUGUGUUGAGUGGUAAGCUUACCAUGAAAUCUGAUAUAUACAGUUUUGGUGUUCUCCUGUUGGAAUUGAUCACUGGAAGAAGGAUCUAUGAUGCUUCAAGACCUAAACCAGAGCAGAGUUUACUAACAUGGUCAAGACCAUUUCUGCAUGACAAGAGGAAAUUCCACAGGCUCGCUGACCCGGCUCUGCAGGGCUGCUAUCCAACAUCUGCACUAAAUCAGUUGGUUGUGAUCAGCAUCAUGUGCCUCCAAGACCAGCCCCACGUCCGCCCAAUCAUCUCUGAUGUUGUGAUCGGCCUGAACCAUGUCGCAAGCCAACCAUACGUCCCUGAGCGCUCCUCGGUGUCCCUGAGUUCCCCAGCAAGGUGUGGGUCACCGCAAUUUGCCGGCACACCAUCGAGAAGGCGAGCCGGUAGAAGAGUUCCACAGUAUGCAUAGCCUAGACUACAUGCUUGUCUCGAAGAACAGCAACAUCUCAGUCUGGUGAGACGGGUAGAUAGUUGAAACUGUCAAAAAUGCCAUAUAGUCAAAGCCUUGAUUCAAGAACUGGUCUUUAGCGACCUGGUUGACACAGUUUGCUGAGACUGGUGAUAGUUGAAGCUGACCAUGACUGUUGUUCUUUCAUUUCCUUUUAUUGUUUUCCAGUUCCUUAAUCCUGUUGCCAGUGUAUAUAGCAUCGGUUGUCCCCUGCUUGGGCAACAGCCAACAGACAUGCAUAAGUCCAGACUAGAAGCAUGGGAACAAUGUACUUAAUUGGGAUUUUGAUCAGGUUCUUAAUCAUGUACAAAGCUCUCAUGCCUUGCUGCAUAUUAUUGCCUUCUUGUGGAUGGAACAAA
Oryza brachyantha (malo sina) is the source of this 2232-nucleotide messenger RNA. Its product is annotated as probable serine/threonine-protein kinase PBL21. NCBI's taxonomy places the organism in Eukaryota, Viridiplantae, Streptophyta, Magnoliopsida, Poales, Poaceae. Gene Ontology annotation, biological process: protein phosphorylation. The transcript is spliced from 5 exons. Gene Ontology annotation, molecular function: protein kinase activity; ATP binding. The record is from RefSeq and is a predicted model, not a curated record. Bases 686 to 1834 code for a protein of 382 amino acids.